Messenger RNA from Paraglomus occultum, 488 nucleotides. Lineage: Eukaryota; Fungi; Glomeromycota; Glomeromycetes; Paraglomerales; Paraglomeraceae. The record is from the annotation of a GenBank genome assembly.
AGCUUCUUGAAUACUUAGAUAGUCACAAACCGGAAGAGUGGUCCCUUUCCCAGUUUCUGUUGCUUUAUCGUGAUAAAAUUCUUAAAACCCCUCCAUUCCAUGACGACUGGCAUGCUUUUGAUGGAACGUGGACGAGGAGGUUUAUAUGGGCAGUCCAAGAACGAAACGAGAAGAUUGAUCUGAAGGUUAAUUCUGAGAGUAACCGCUUGUAUUGGAGAGAAAUUAUUCGUGAUCGUAUGAAAUUUGUGACAGACAAAGAAGGUCUUCACACUCCAGUACAGUUUCAUGGAGAGAAUGUUCGUAAUAGCUACGAUAAUUGUGAAAAGGCAAAUGAAAGAGUAUCAAAUUUUAUCUUCGAACAAAACAAACCCAAGGGGAACCAUUUACUUGCCCGACAGUCACAGAAAUCAGCCAAGAUCACUAACCCGAUAUAUAAAAAUGCUAUUGUAUUUAAAAAUUCAGAAGCUUUAAAACAUCAUACAGAGUAG